AGCAAUAAAACAAGCCAUGCAGUUUACUCUAAAGCCCAAACAUCGAGUUCUAAGCCAUUCGUCCAGUGGACAGAGAGUGCUCCGGGUCUUCGGGCCAUCCGCGAACCUCAGUUAACGUUCUUACCUCCAAGAGGGAACUACUGCGAGGCACUCGGUCACUUACUUCCAAAGUGCCCUCAAUCAAGGAAUUUCCUAGCCAGACACACGUAUCUACGAUUGCAUCGCGCACUUAUCAUCUAACUCGCUUCCGAGUUGAUUAAAGUGAUUAAAGGCCCCUGCGUUUUCUCAACAACAAGUGUAUCAAAGAUGGAGCUGGUCAUUCGACUAUUUGUCUUUCUGUCGAAAAUAAUCUACAACAUCUUGCGUCCAUUUUUUUGGUACACGAAUCGUCAUCCAGGGCCUAAAAUAUCGGUGGCAAAAGAUCCGAUCCUGAACCUAAGCGCUGUGGCAAUAGCCGAGAAAAUACGACAGCGGGAGCUCUCAAGCGAGGCUGUGAUAUCGGCAUACAUAGCGCGGAUCAAGGAGGUAAAUCCCUUGCUCAACGCGGUGAUCGAGGAUCGUUUCGAAUCGGCAAUUCGCGAGGCAAAAUUAUGCGACGAAAAAUUGGCUACCGGAGAAGUGACAGCCAAGCAGUUGAAGAUUGAGCAGCCUCUCUACGGCGUCCCGGUGACGGUGAAAGAAACCUUCGCUGUGAAAGGUCUCAGUCAUACCGGGUGCAGCCUCGCCAGAGUCGGUGUCAAGGCCAACUAUGACAGCGAGUCCGUUAUAAGGUUGAAAAUCGCCGGUGCGAUUCCCCUCUGCGUGACAAGCACCCCGGAACUGUGCCUCGGAUUUGAGACCCAGAACAACGUUCUUGGUACCACGAACAACCCUUUCGACGUUCGGCGCACGGCUGGCGGAUCAUCGGGCGGUGAGGCGGCGCUUCUGAGCUCUGCAGCCUCGGUAAUUGGGCUUGGAUCCGACUUGGCAGGGUCGAUUCGAAUACCAGCUCACCUGAACGGAGUCUUCGGGCACAAGCCAACGCCUGGAGCCAUUGCGAUCGAGGGGCACUUUCCGUACGUCAGCGACGCCGACUUCCGCCGCUUUUUGGUCGCCGGGCCAAUGACGAGGUACGCCGAGGACCUGGCAUUGGCUUUCAGAGUCCUGGCUGACAGGAAUUACAUCGCAGCUCUUCGCCUCGAUGCUCCGGUAGACGUCAAGUCCGUUAAGGUUCGGUACAUGGAGGAGGUCGAAGCCUCGUUCGGCCUGGAGUCCGUCCAUGAGGACAUCAAACGGACCAUCAGACAGGCUGCUGAGCACCUCGGAGUAGCAGGUGCGGACGUCCAAAAGGUUAACAUCGGGCAAUUGAAAGACUCUCUUGAACUCAGCUUGGCGCUGUUAUUCGGGAUGCAAGAAAUGCCGCAGUUCCUGUUGAAUCCAGACGACCCGAAGCACGAGAGCAACCCCCUGGCAGAGGCUGGAAAAGCGGUUUUCGGACUAUCGAGAUACACGAAAACGGCGAUAUGUUUCAAGCUUUUAAAAGACACGAAGGGGUUCAUCCCGCAUUCAAGACAUCUGUUGCUCAGGAUGGAGGCGAAAAAACUUCAGCGGACAUUCUCGGAUCUUCUCGGUGACGACGGAGUCUUCCUCUUCCCAACUUUCGUGAGGUCUGCACCAUUUCACGGUCAACUUACUCUGCAGCUGGCUGGCACGCUAUACUGCAUGGUUUGCAACGUCCUUGGACUUCCAUCGACACACGUGCCAAUGGGUUUGGACAGGGAAGGUCUGCCGGUUGGGCUACAGGUGAUAGCAGCACCAAUGCAGGACAGAUUAUGUCUCGCCGUAGCACAGGAGUUGGAGAAAGGCUUUGGCGGAUGGAUACCACCGCCUGUAGCCACAGCCUAGUGGUACUUACAAUUAAUGGAACACGACGAACAUACUUGACACGCGAUAUACGCGGAGUGUAAUUAUCGGAACGUGUUCACUUCCGCAUCCCACUUCGGCGGAAUUUUCUAGCCAUCUCGGUCGGCACACUGGUACAAACGUAAUUUGCAUGAAAAGUGUGAUUUCUACCGAAUUAGGCUGAUUCCAAAAUGGUGUUAAGUUUCUACCAUCUUCAAUUCGGAACCGCAAUUUCAAGCUUGACCGUCCUGACAAUUAUUCUUAGUAAAUAUGUUUUACAUUUUUAGAAAUAUUCGCGAGCACAGUACUUGUGGAUAUUUCAAAUAUUUGUGUGGCCUGAAUUGAAGAAAGUGAAAUUUACACAGAGUAGCUUUAUAUCACCAUGGCAGGGUAUAUGUUUUUAAGAUGUUUUUCAUUCAAAAGAGCGAUGAAGAAUUUUAAUUGGCGUUAUUUUGCACAGUGAUUAAAGAAUAAAUAAAAUUAUUGUGAUAUAUUAAGUUUUUUCCACUAUGAUGAAUAAAUGAUAAUAUUAUUGUUAAAUAAAUUACGAUAUGAAAACUUUUACAAAAAAUCAAAAAUACGUACCUUUGAUAUGUCGUACUAGUAUAUGAGUCGGUAGAUAGGAAUCGAUAUUAUCUUGCUGGGAUAAAUUUAUUUAAGAUGUAGUAUGUAAGACUAUUAUUACUACUCUCAAACUUAAGUAAUAGUAAUAAUAAUAAUAAUUUUUAAACAAGACUUAGAAUAACGCGUAAAUCAUAAAUACUAUUAAGAAUGUUGUUUUCUUCAAUAACCCACAUUAUAUUUAUAAAUAAUAGUUGAAUCAAUGAGAGCUUCGAGGCCUCCUCAUUUGGACGAUCAUACACUGAUUUAAUUUGCGAUGAACAGAUACAAAAAAAAAAGAAAAAAAAAUUAAAGUCAACCGAACGUGUAUCAGUUUAUAUAUAU
Molecule: messenger RNA, 2826 nt
Organism: Diprion similis
Lineage: Eukaryota; Metazoa; Arthropoda; Insecta; Hymenoptera; Diprionidae
Product: fatty-acid amide hydrolase 2
Exons: 10
Coding region: 307-1884 (525 amino acids)
Source: RefSeq, a predicted model, not a curated record